UUUUGAGACUGAAGUCAAUCCUAGCUGCAACUUUCAAGUUCCAAUGCCAUUGCCAAGCGAUGUCACUGUCAGGGCCACCUGGAGGCGGCCUGCUCUCUCGUCACAAGCCAAUGGUGGGUAAGAACGGCACACUGGGGACUGCGGCUUCGUAGCUAGCCAAGAUAUUAUAGGUGCCAUUUCUAAGUGAGUUGGAGCAAUUCUAGGUGCAGCGGAAGGGAAGGCAGCUCGCUGCCACCGUGCAGUGCAUUGGGAAGCAUGGUGGCUGCCGCUGCAGCAUUGCGGAGCAGCGUGCACCCCUGGCUGACCGCCCCCUCCGCGCCUGCUAGCGGCUGCAGCUCUGGCAGGCCAGCAUUAGGCCGAGCAUCAAAGUCUGCAUGUUCCAGCUGGAUAAAGGAUGGGGCGGCCAGGUGGCGGUCACAGGCGCUGGGCACGGCGAUGGGGCGCCACCGCAGUCGGAGCAUGGUGCGCGUCAGCAUGGUGGCCACGCCAUGGCCAGGCCUGGGCAGGAGGCGCCAUAAUGAGGACUGGCUGUUUGACCCGCUGGGGCUAGGCCCAGCAGGGCGGCCGGCCUUUGAAAGAGAUGUUGCGGGCCACUCAGAGGAGGACGGCCUGCUGGCCCCCCUCCUGCGGCUGGUGGGGGGCAGGGGCCCCAACCGGCCCGCUCCGGAGGGCGCCAGUCCACGCACAGGGGCGCCCCGAGGGGGAAAGGGACCUGAGGACACCAGUAUUGGCUUUGAGGACUUUUUCAAAGGCAAGCUGCCUGGCAAGCUGCUGGAGCUGCUGCUGCUGCUGGCGCUCUCGCGUGUGGGCGUCUACCUGCCGCUGCCGGGGGUCGACGUGGCCGCCUUCGCCGGCAGCAUCGACCAGGAGGGCGUCCUGGGGCUGAUCAACACGCUGUCCGGCGGUGGCAUUGCGCGCGUGGGCGUGUUCUCGCUGGGCAUCGUGCCGUACAUCAACGCGCAGAUCAUCAUCCAGCUGGCCACCACCGUGUUUCCCAAGCUGGGCGACCUGCAGAAGAAGGAGGGCGAGGCCGGCCGCAAGAAGAUCCAAAACUACACGCGCUACGCCGCGCUCGGCCUGGCCCUCGCGCAGGCGGUGUCGCAGGUGCUGUUCCUGAAGCCGUACGCGUACCAGUUCGACUCGGGCUUCUUUGGCGCGAGCGUGCUGGUGCUGACGGCUGGCGCGAUGAUCGAGGUGUUCAUCGCGGACUGCCUGGGCGAGCUCAAGCUGGGCAGCGGCACGAGCCUGCUCAUCUUCACCAACAUCGUCUCGUACCUACCCGCCUCCAUCGGCCGCACCGCCGCCGAUGCCGCCAAGACCGCCAACUGGGGCGGCCUGGCCGCCAUCCUGGCCACCUUCGUGCUGCUCAUCGGGGGGAUCAUCUACGUGCAGGAGGCGGAGCGGCGCAUCCCCAUCAACUACGCGUCGCAGUACCGCGCCGGUCGUCUCUCCACCAAGAGCUACCUGCCCUUCAAGGUGAACGCGACGGGCGUGAUGCCGGUCAUCUUCGCGUCGUCGCUGCUGGUGGCCCCCUCCUCGCUCGCGCGCUUCACUGAUGCCGAGUUCCUCAAGACCCUCGCCGUCGCCCUCUACCCAGGAGGCCCGCUGUACUUGCCGACCAACGUGGCGCUGAUCGGCUUCUUCAACUACUUUUACACGUUCGUGCAAAUGGACCCCACCGAGGUGGGCGACAACCUGAAGAAGGCCGGCGCCAGCAUCCCCAACACGCGGCCCGGCAAGGCCACCGCCGCCUUCAUCGAAACCGUGUUGACGCGCAUGUCCAUAUUGGGGUCCGUGUUUCUGGGCGUGCUCGCCGUGGCCCCUGAGGUGGCGGAGAAUACGACGCACCUGACGGCGUUCCGCGGCUUUGCGGGCACGAGCGUGCUCAUCCUGGUGGGCGUCGCCACCGACAGCGCGCGCAAGAUCCAAGCCGAGCUCGUCUCGCAAAAGUACCUCACCUCCGAGCCGGACACGUAGCGCCAGCCCAGCGGACGCCCGGGCUUGGGGCCGCGAGUGCCGUCAAGCUUGGGCUAAUAGUCUGCUUGUUUCCUGGGGGCGAUUGGGCGUUCCAACGGGGACUUUGCCAACUCUGCAGUUUGACUUGAAGCAAUGUGGCAAUGGUGAUGUGCGGAUUGCACGAGUGGCUAUAGACCGACGAGUGGCUCGUCGACAUGGUGCUUUCGCAGCUUACAGAGCCACUCGAACUUGAUCGAUCCAAGCGGCUUGUGCAACACUGUUGUGGUCUGAACAGAUCCACUACACGGUCGUGUAUAGCUUUUCGAUAGUUGCAUACUAUGAUGCAGAGGCAGUCGGCUGAGGUUGUCCAUGUGAUGUCAUGUCGCUCAUGGGGGCCUCUCGAUGGCUCAGAUUUCCUGCUGAUU
Klebsormidium nitens is the source of this 2381-nucleotide messenger RNA. The record is from the annotation of a GenBank genome assembly. NCBI's taxonomy places the organism in Eukaryota, Viridiplantae, Streptophyta, Klebsormidiophyceae, Klebsormidiales, Klebsormidiaceae.